Messenger RNA from Gastrolobium bilobum, 2428 nucleotides. Its product is annotated as acid beta-fructofuranosidase-like. Lineage: Eukaryota; Viridiplantae; Streptophyta; Magnoliopsida; Fabales; Fabaceae. The record is from RefSeq and is a predicted model, not a curated record. The transcript is spliced from 7 exons. Gene Ontology annotation, molecular function: beta-fructofuranosidase activity. Bases 218 to 2215 code for a protein of 665 amino acids. Gene Ontology annotation, biological process: carbohydrate metabolic process.
CUCCUCUCUCUUUCUUCUUUCUUUCUUUCUUUUACUUUUCUUUUUCUUAAUUCCUUAGCAGCGAAACACAUUACUCUGCCUACUCUCUUUGUAAGAAAAACCCAACCAAAAAGUGUUAAACUUUUCAUCCUAUCAUCACGAGCAAUAUUUCCAUUGCCUCUGAAUAAUUGUUGCACAUUCUUAAAAAAAGCCCAUUUCCCUUGUUUGAGUCUCAGCCAUGGGAAGAAGCGACGGCACAAUUAAUGCCUCCUCCUCUGAUCCUGAUCUCCCUCGUUCUUAUGUUCCUAUUCCCAAUGGACCCAACAACGCCGGAGCUCCGGCGGAGCCUCGCAGACACUUGAGGGAGUUGAUUGUGAUAUUUAGCGGGUUGCUAAUACUUGUUUCGUUUGUAGCCUUUAAUGGGCACAACAGGACAUCAAAUGGACAAGAUGGAGAUUUGUUAUUGUCAACGUUAACAUCCAAUGAAGAAGCGACGUGCAAAACAGUACCUUGGCCAAUAUGGCAACCUGUUUCACGUGGUGUGGAUGCAGGUGUCUCAGAGAAGUCCAAUUUUAGGUUAUUCAAAAGCAGCAAUGCGGCGUCGUUUCCUUGGAAUAACACUAUGCUAUCAUGGCAGAGAACAGCUUACCAUUUCCAGCCAGAGAAGAAUUGGAUGAACGAUCCUAAUGGGCCAAUGUACUACAAGGGAUGGUAUCACUUCUUCUACCAGUACAAUCCGAAUGGUGCAGUUUGGGGUGACAUAGUUUGGGGACACGCUGUGUCAAGGGACUUGACUCACUGGCUUCAUCUUCCAAUGGCGAUGGUGAACGACAAAUGGUAUGAUCAAAACGGUGUGUGGACUGGCUCUGCCACCAUCUUACCCGAUGGUCAAGUAAUCAUGUUAUACACUGGUUCAACCAACGAGUCAAUGCAGGUCCAGAACCUUGCCUAUCCUGCUGACCCAUCUGAUCCACUCCUUAUAGAUUGGAUCAAAUACCCUGGAAACCCUGUCCUUUUCCCACCACCAGCCAUUGAUCCCAGUGAUUUCCGUGACCCCACCACUGCUUGGCUCACCUCUCAAGGUAAGUGGCGCAUCUCCAUUGGAUCUAAGAUUAACCAAACUGGCAUUGCCUUGAUUUAUGACACCGAGGACUUCAAGACCUACGAGCGUGUAGAGGGAAUGCUUCGUGCUGUGCCUGGCACUGGCAUGUGGGAGUGUGUGGACUUCUACCCUGUGUCCAGCAAGGCUCAACAUGGCUUGGAUACUUCCAUUAAUGGUGCUGAUGUGAAGCAUGUGAUGAAGGUUAGCCUGGAUGAAGAUAGAUAUGAUUACUACGCUCUGGGGACUUAUGAUGAAAAGAAUGUUAAGUUCAUACCAGAUGAUUCCAAGAACGAUGUUGGUAUUGGGUUGAAGUAUGACUAUGGUGUAUUUUAUGCAUCCAAGACAUUUUAUGAUCCGGGUAUGGGGAGGAGAGUGUUGUGGGGUUGGAUUGGAGAGUUUGACAGUGAAUAUGCUGAUGUGGCCAAAGGUUGGGCAUCACUUCAGGGUAUCCCAAGGACAGUGAGACUUGAUAACAAAACUGGUACCAACUUACUUCAGUGGCCUGUUAUGGAGACAGAUAGUUUGAGAUUGAAAAGGGACGAAUUUAAAAAUGUGAAGGUGAAGCCAGGGUCGGGGAAGCUACUAGAUAUCGGAACAGCCACACAGUUGGACAUUGUAGCUGAGUUUGAGAUAGAUAAGGAAGCCUUGGAUAAGACAGCUCAGUCCAACGUGGAGUACAAGUGUGACACCAGCGGUGGAGCAGCUCAACGCGGUGCCUUAGGACCUUUUGGUCUUCUGGUUCUGGCAGAUGAUGGCCUUUCUGAAUAUACUCCUGUCUACUUCUAUGUGGUUAAAGGAAGUGAUGGAAAUCUUAAGACUUCCUUCUGCUCUGACCAAUCAAGGUCUUCUCUGGCAACUGAUGUUAUAAAGAAAAUCUUUGGAGGCUUGGUUCCAGUACUCAAAGAUGAAAAGCUGUCUGUAAGGAUAUUGGUGGACCAUUCUGUAGUUGAAAGUUUUGCUCAAGGUGGAAGGACAUGUGUGACAUCCCGCGUUUAUCCAACAAGGGCAAUCUAUGGAGCUGCUAGAUUGUUCUUGUUCAAUAAUGCAACAGGGGCCACUGUGACUGCAUCAGUCAAGGUUUGGCAGAUGAAUUCUGCAUUCAUACGCCCAUUCCACCCUGAUGAGAGGAAUUAAAAUGGAGAGAUAAGAGACUCUCGCCGCUCACAACUACAAAGGAAGAGAUGUUGGAGGUUAUUGAGCAAACCCAACUGCUCCCACAUUUUUGUCUAAAUCUUUUUUUUUUUUUUUUUUUUUUUUGAGUAGGCUUGGUUUGUAAAUUUCUUGUUACAUCUGUCUGCGCCUGUAAUGAUAUUUGUAAUUAAUGAAAGAAAUAUGAUGUUUCUCUGA